This is a messenger RNA of Spea bombifrons (plains spadefoot toad), 1589 nucleotides long. It is a transcript of the gene PRSS16, whose product is annotated as serine protease 16. Lineage: Eukaryota; Metazoa; Chordata; Amphibia; Anura; Pelobatidae. The record is from RefSeq and is a predicted model, not a curated record. The transcript has 12 exons. Gene Ontology annotation, cellular component: endosome; lysosome. Gene Ontology annotation, biological process: proteolysis. The coding region runs from base 44 to 1570 and encodes 508 amino acids. Gene Ontology annotation, molecular function: dipeptidyl-peptidase activity; serine-type exopeptidase activity.
CACCCCAUGCUGCCUGUUUCUCUUUCACUCCAGAGCUGUGGCAAUGACUGCUUCCUGGCUGCAACUCUGCCUGCUGCUGCUGCCCCUCCUGGGGGCGUCUCGCGGGGCGCGGAAUUUCCGACAAAUCAGAAACAAAAUCCACCGGCUGCGGGAGACGGAGACCUUCAGAUCAUUUUACACUCGCGUGGGAUUCCCGAAGGGGGCGCUCUCCUACACCCCGCCGGCGGAGGGCUACAUCACCCAGCCCCUGGACCACUUCAACCGCCGCAACAACGCCACCUACCGGCAGAGGUACUGGAUAAACGAGGAGUUCUGGCAGCGGCCCGACGGCCCCGUCUUCCUGUACAUCGGGGGGGAGAGCUCUCUGUCCGAAUUCUCUGUCCUGUCGGGGCAGCACGUGGAGUUGGCCCAGAAGCAUCGGGCGCUUCUGGUGUCCCUGGAGCAUCGAUACUACGGAACCAGCAUCAACCGGGACGGGCUGGCACUGGAGGCCAUAACCUUCCUGUCCAGUCAGCAGGCUCUCGCCGAUCUGGCCGCCUUCCACUUAUUCAUCUCGCAGAAAUUCAGCCUCUCGCGGCGUAAUCCGUGGAUCUGUUUCGGGGGAUCGUACCCCGGAUCGCUCUCCGCCUGGUUCAGACUGAAGUUCCCUCACUUGGUAUUUGCCGCGGUGGCCUCGUCGGCUCCGGUCAGGGCAGAGCUGGAUUUCACGGAUUACAACAAGGUGGUGGCGCAGAGUUUAUCGGACGCGGUGAUUGGAGGAUCUGCAAAGUGCCUGGACGCCGUGACCCGCGCGUUCCGAGCCGUCGACGCUCUCCUCCAGGCCGGAAACGGCACUCAGCUGGAGAAAGACUUCUCGUCCUGCGCGGCCCUGCAGGGGCCGGACGAUUACGCUCAGUUCGUCAGUAACCUGGCAGACAUAUUUAUGGGGGCCGUGCAAUACAACCGAGAGAUUCAGAGCAACAACGUGCAGCAGCUGUGCCGGAUAAUGAGCGCGGAGGGGACGGCGUCCGUGUACGAGGCGCUGAGGAAGGUGAACCAGGUCUACAUGGACAGCAUGGGUCUGAGCUGCGUGGAUAACUCCUACGAGUCGGCCGUGAAAGAUCUGAGCAGCACCGAAGUGAACCCGGUGGGCGUCGGGGAGCGGCAGUGGUACUACCAGACGUGCACCGAGUUCGGAUACUAUCAGACGUGCGAGGGCUCCUCGUGCCCCUUCUCCCCGCUCAUCACUCUGCAGUCACAGCUGGAUCUCUGCAGCCGGGUUUUCCGGAUCCCCGUGGAUUCCGUGGAGCAGUCUGUCAGGUUUACCAACGAGUUCUAUGGCGCGGACCACCCCAAAUCCAGCAGGAUUAUCUUCGUUAAUGGAGACAUCGAUCCGUGGCACGCGCUCAGUGUCUUGAAGAAUCAGUCGCGCUCUGAGAUCGCCAUCUAUAUCAACGGGACGGCCCACUGCGCCAACAUGAGUCCCUCUCGUCCCGACGACCCGCCGUCCCUGCGGGAAGCCAGAGAGGAGAUCGCUGUUCACAUCGCUGAUUGGCUGAAAUCCGCUCGGAGGGAGCUGGGAGGAUCCUAACGCUACCUGCGCAGCCCCC